AUGGUGUUCAAGUAUAUCGAUAAGGCUAUUGAUAAUGCUUAUGCAAAGGUAUUCGCAAGGCUAAGGAAAAUAGGAAGAAGAAUCGAAAGGACUCAUAGAACAACUUACGAGUACUGACUUACAUAUUGUGCGAGAAGAAGUAAGGAUUUAUCUGUGAAAGUCACACUAUGGAUUGUAGCAUACUGCUUUUUUACUUUAGGAAGAAGUAUUUUUGAUUUUUAUUUAUGGACAGGAAUAUUCCGUUUUAAAGGCCUUGUAACACCAAGUUAUUUAGAUCACCAGCUUGAUAAAUAUAAUAGAAAUAAGAUCAUUGACAUAUCAUCUGUUGCUCAUAAUGAAAGGAUAAAGCAUAUGCAAAUAAAUCAAGAACAAAUAUAUAUUUAUUACAAGUACUUGGAAGAAAGAAAUAAGUAA
This is a messenger RNA of Blepharisma stoltei, 414 nucleotides long. Lineage: Eukaryota; Ciliophora; Heterotrichea; Heterotrichida; Blepharismidae. The record is from the annotation of a GenBank genome assembly.